Amaranthus tricolor (Joseph's coat) is the source of this 590-nucleotide messenger RNA. RefSeq lists its product as uncharacterized. Lineage: Eukaryota; Viridiplantae; Streptophyta; Magnoliopsida; Caryophyllales; Amaranthaceae. The transcript has a single exon. The coding region runs from base 57 to 308 and encodes 83 amino acids. The record is from RefSeq and is a predicted model, not a curated record.
AUUUUCAUAACAUGCAAUAAAAAGUAGCUAGUAUAAAAAAACAUACAUAACCAAACAUGGAGCAAGUAGCAACUAGGCAGCAAAAUGGCAUGAACAAGGGGGUAAAUGGGCAGCAAGGAGGAGGGCCAUGGGAGCAACAAGGUGUGGACUGGUUCCAAAUGCCGGUACAUUACCCGAAAUAUAGUCGAGCCGACUACGAAACCAUGCCGGAGUGGAGGAUUGAUUGCUUGUUAACUCAAUAUGGAUUGCCUGUUUCCGGUGAUUUAGAUCAUAAGAGGAAGUUUGCCAUGGGUGCUUUCUUGUGGUAAAAAUAUGAUUAAUUAGUAUAUUUAUAUUGAUAAUAAUGCAUGUAAUGUCAUAAUUAUGUGUGUUUAUGAAGCUAGCUAGAUUAUGUAAUCAUAAUUGUUUUUGAUUAUGCUUAUGAUUUAUUUGAGUGUUUUUUUUUGAGAUAAGAAAAGAAAAAAGAAAUUAGUACUAAUGGGGUCUUGAUUGCUUAGUAUGUACUCUUAUAAAUGGAUGUAGUGUGUUAUGAUACUAACUAGCUAGCUUGCAAAUCUUGAGAAAUAAAGAAUUACAAAAUUAUUAUGUUA